Messenger RNA from Leguminivora glycinivorella, 2173 nucleotides. Its product is annotated as facilitated trehalose transporter Tret1-like. The transcript has 8 exons. Gene Ontology annotation, biological process: transmembrane transport. Gene Ontology annotation, molecular function: transmembrane transporter activity. The record is from RefSeq and is a predicted model, not a curated record. Gene Ontology annotation, cellular component: membrane. Lineage: Eukaryota; Metazoa; Arthropoda; Insecta; Lepidoptera; Tortricidae. Bases 208 to 1761 code for a protein of 517 amino acids.
UUCAGUGAACGCUGGUCGUUCCCGCGGUCGAUAUAAAAACAAAAAAUAAAACGUUACUACCUUCAAAUUUUAACAUCUAACAAAAUGUUUAUAAAAAUUUUAACACAGUUAAAUAGGGUGAUUGUACUUUGAGUCGUAUAAUUAAAUAUACAUUAAAAUUAGUAUUCAAAACAGUUAAAUAUAUUAUUAAUUGAGUUGUGAAUUACAAUGGUGCACAAGUUUAAAAUUGAAUCUGCGGAUGGACCAGCAAUAAGUCGAUUGAGAUCAGUCACAUCGCAGGUGGUAGCAUGCAUGUCUCCAAACCUACUGCUGCUGGACCUGGGCAUGGCCAUCAGCUUCUCAACCAUCGCGGUGCCAGACCUCCUGAACGCUCCGGAAGGCCUUUCUCUAGAUGAACGACAGGCUUCGUGGUUCGGAAGCGUAGCUUUCCUAGCUCAGCCAAUCGGAGCACUGCUCUCCGGUCCCAUGGUAGACUACUGCGGUCGCAAGAAGGCCAACUUCAUCGCCAACCUACCUCAUGUCUGCGCGUGGCUUCUCAUGUUUUUCUGUUGGAACCUGCCCACGCUAUUCUUGGCCAACAUCCUGCUUGGAUUUGGCACUGGAGUCAUGGAAGCGCCAAUCAAUUCGUACGUUGGAGAAGUAAGUGAGCCAACCAUCCGAGGAGCGCUAUGCACGCUCUCGCAGCUGUUUACGUCCAUCGGAGUGUUCGUGAUGUACUUCCUGGGCACCGUGGUGGACUGGCGGAGGGCGGCGCUCAUCUGCCUCGUGGCUCCCGUUCUCUCCAUGCUUCUUAUUCUAUUGGUCCCGGACACUCCAGUUUGGCUGCUAGUCCACAGACGUGAGAAGGAAGCUCUCAAGUCUCUGUGUUAUCUCCGAGGCUGGACUACACCCGAGAAUGUUCGCGAGGAGUUCGAUGACCUCGUCGUCUACUCUAAGACUUUACAGCAAUGCGUCAUCUGCCAACAAACUAAUGACAAUAAGAUUCCGACUGACUGUGAACAUGACAAAAUGAAUAUUAUUAGGAGGAUGACACUGAAGUUCAGAUACGUAAUGUUGUGCAAGGAGACUCUUCGACCAUUGCUGCUCGUGUUUUUAUACUUCACGUUCCUGGUGAUGAGCGGGCUGGCCCCAACGAGGCCAAACAUGGUCAACGUAUGUGGAGCCUUUGGAAUGGCAGACGAUGGAAAAAACAUAGUGCUUAUGGUCGGCAUACUGACCCUAGUCACUAGCAUCGUGACGAUUGGGUUCAUCAAAAUCUUUGGAAAACGGAAACUGGCACUUUUAGCCAUGCUCGGCGCUGCCAUUUCCUGCGCAGCUCUCAGCGCCUACGCUAGGAACAACAUUCAAGAUUCGGUCUUCUCCUAUGACACUGAUACGUUUCCUGACAAGAAGAGUUAUGUGCCGCUCGUAUUGUUCUAUAUGAUCGCCAUUUUUAACGGAUUUGGAGUGCCAUGGGUGCUGCUUGGAGAAGUGUUUCCAUUUAGGAGUCGAGCUACUGCUCAAGGAAUAGCAGCGGCGCUCAACUACGUAGUUACCUUCCUUGCUACUAAAACAUUCAUCGACUUGGAGACAAACACAUAUCUAUGGGGCACAUAUGCUGUAUAUGCCACAUUUAGCUUUCUAGGAACUAUAUAUUUAUACUUCUUUUUGCCGGAAACAGAGGGGAAGAGUUUACAGGAAAUUGAAUCGUAUUAUAAUGGGAAACUUAAAACCUUCGCCGAUGAUCCCGUUAUCAACCUUUUUAAGAGAUUCAAGAGAUAGUCUUUUUGGUUUCAAAUUAUUUAUUCCAUUACAGAGAUCAAGACUUAAUAUAUUCGUUGAACUUAUCGAGACUAAGAAUUUGUUGGUUCUUUCUGCCGAGCUUGUCUUGAAAUUUAUGCCAAAUAUAUUUAUAUAUUUUUGAGCAACCAAUAUUGAAACAACAGACGUUGCAAAGAAAUACCUACGAUGUAAGUAAUGCAAAGGACAGUAAGUCGAAUCGUGAUUAGGUAUGAAUUUUAUAUUCAAGUAGCAAGUUGCUGUUUUUAUUUAUUUUUUUAACUAGUGUCUUUAGUUUAAUUUUACUAUAAUGUUAUAACUAGUUUCCCAUGUUGUUUGCAUGUUGCAGUCGAGAAUUAGUUAUUAACGAAACUGCAUAACAUCUGUCUUUAAUAUUAAAGAAUUAUGAACUGUU